Lecanosticta acicola is the source of this 1392-nucleotide messenger RNA. Lineage: Eukaryota; Fungi; Ascomycota; Dothideomycetes; Mycosphaerellales; Mycosphaerellaceae. The record is from the annotation of a GenBank genome assembly.
AUGGCGCGCACAACUGCUCAGACCACUUCUGACACACCCGCCGCUGCAUCAUCUGCUGCGCACCCAAAGGGAGUCACAAAGCGCCGCUCGACUCGGAUAAACUCGAAGGUUUCGUCACGCUUGGCGGCUUCGGCGAGCAGUAACAGCUAUCUGCAGAGCAUGGCGAAUGAGGCCGCGGAAGUUGUCGCUGGCGCUGCGAGCAGCAGUUGCAAGGGAAAGGGAAAGGGCAAGGUAGUCGAACAGCCGCCCUCAGCAGAAGACGACGAUUGGGAUAUGUUGGAGGACAUUGUGAAUGAGACACCUCCUGCCAACGCAGUCUGCCCUAUCAUCGACAAGGACACGAAGCCGUUCCCUAUCAUGGAGCUGCCCACGGAGAUACGCCUCGAGAUUUACCGCGCGUGUCUGACUCGACCAUACAAUAUCUUGCUGUCCAAGAGAGAGCAGCCGCCCCAGCCAGAACCCGAGACUGAAGCCGAUAAGUGCAGCCUUACGCUCUCCGAUAGCCAGUCGGACGCGGACGACACCGACGAGGAUGCGAGUGUGCGCGUGAGUACGCGUACACGCCAGCAGCGUGCCUCGACUUUCCACAGCCAUAAUGCGACUCGCUCUCCUUUGACCCACGCGCCCCGGGGUCUGCUAUCUCGUGGUACCCGUCCCAUCCGCCUGCUCUCUAGCCGCUCUGCACCCGGCUCAUCAUCUGGAAACACUGGCAACAAUAAUAACAACUCUGCACAGAGCUGGCAGCCUCAGGCCAACAAUGGUGUUGUCUUCCGUCCAGCUACGUCCCGCCCAGCUCGGAGGAACGUGGGGAAUACACGCAGUGUGAUGGUGCCUCCUGUCAACGAGCCACCCCGCCUCCAGACCGAGGAUCCUCUGCUCGUCAACAUUUUGCGCGCUAGCAAGGAGAUUUACAAGGAGGCACGCAGCGUACUGUACAGUGAGAACCUGUUCACCUUGGAUCUGAACACGGCCAUGCGAACUCUCGCUUGCCUGCACCAGCGAUCUCGACGCCAGAUCAAGCAUGUCGAAUUGGAGAUCCCGACUUAUAACGAAAUUCUGGAGCGCUUUCAAGAGACUGUGCGCCUAAGCUUGCGAUAUUGUUCUGGUCUGAAGAAGUUUGUCAUCGACAUGCCGUUCACUCUGCCCGGCGCCGACGGCAGCGGCACGACUGGCAACACUACUGUCUAUGCCAAUGGAUUCGACAUCCUGCGCUGGCUUCCACAGGAAUGUGACGUUAUUCUGACCGGCAACACGUGUGUGGAAAUUGACACGGUCGUCAACAAGCACCUGCAAUUGGCAAAGACGCUCGACAAGGUGAGUCGCGCCAACUUUCAGUAUUGCAAUGUUCACCAAUACUGGGGUGGUCUGGGAGUCGCAGAAGCAGCAGAAUAA